GCAAUGUUUGCCAUCUACUCACCAAACGAACUGCGUUAGAAAAGUUAAAUAUCACACACGGUUAUCAUAGUCUCCGACUGUGUGUGUUUUGUCACUUAAUGCCAAUUAGCUUUGCGGAUAGCUGAUGAAUACCGUUGAAAUGAAUGGCAACAAGUUGGUUUGUUUGUUUGUUUGUUUGUUUGUUUGUGGGUGGGUGGUGUAGGCCUAUGCCUACGGUGCUUUCGACUAGCUAAGCUAAGUGACACUGUUCUUCAAUGGAUUUGUCACUCCCGAUGGAUUUAACUACGUGGAUGGAGAGCCUGGAAUCCUUAGCUAGGUGCCACGCACUUGAUUUGCUAAUCGGCCAGUGCUCGUUUUCCCCUGUGGCUAGUAUUAAACUUAGAUUAUUUUACAGGCAGCUGGCAGUUGGCUAACGACAGCUGUUCUCAGAUUUGGAUGCCUAGCUAACGGUGUCAGAAUGUAUGAUUACCAUGUUGUGGUAAACCAUACAAAAUCUUUUUUAUUUUAGUAGGCUAUCGAAAUCAACUUGCGGAAAAUAACUACAUGGCUGAUGAAACACAUGGCUGCACUGGAUGUUUUUCAAGUGUCUUAAUUUUAGAGUCUUAAUGGUGUUGAAAUUGUUGAGGCAUUUGUGAAUUUCCUUCUCGGUUGUGCAUUUAAGGCUCAAAUGAAGGUCAGACCUCAGAACUUUGCCAUUCAGCUACCACAUAGAAGGGCAUUCAUAAGCUAUGAAAUUUGGGAAAUCAACGAGAAUGCAAAUAAGUUAUAGUAAGUUUCAGCCACAUGACAGCACAUAAUCACACCCUUCCUCUAUAUCGAAUUCCAGUGUGUUCUAACAUUGGAUGAUCAGAGCUUGAAGACUUGCCUACUACUUGGUAAACAGAAAGUUAGCAAAGAGGUGUUGUACUGUAUCAGUGUGCAUCAGUGUACCAAGGAAGAAGUGAUGCCGAGGUGGACAUACAGACAGGGAAAAGCAAGAAAAGUGAACACUGCUGCAGUCGGAUAAACCAGAACGCCACCCUCUGGAAUGAACAGAUUGAAGUAGUGGUGUGCUGUUAUUUGUGCUUCAGCAUGGCAGUCGUCAUCCGUUUACAGGGACUGAGGGUCACAGCCGGUUCUGAGGAUAUUCGCAAGUUCUUCACCGGCCUCAAAAUACCAGAUGGAGGGGUGCAUAUAAUUGGUGGGGAUCGAGAGGAAGCUUUCAUUAUCUUUGCUUCAGAUGAAGAUGCAAGAAGAGCCAUGACUCGAUCAGGGGGUUGCAUUAAGGAUUCACCUGUUACAUUGCUUCUCAGUAGUAAAGCAGAGAUGCAGAGCAUGCUUGAAAGAAGUACAAAAAAUGUAGAGCUGGAUCAAAGGAGGCGAUUUGAGGAAAAUGCAAGACGUGGCAGAAGAUCUUUGGGCCCUGAGGUGGGAAGGAGAUCAGAUAGCAGAUCGGGUCAUACCCCUCCCCCUCAUUACCAGAGGAUUUCAAACAGUAAUGAUGACUUCUUGUGUGUGUUUCUAAAAGGAAUGCCCUUCUCUGUGACUGAAAAAGAAGUACGUGACUUUUUCAGUGGUUUACUUGUUGAUGAAAUAAUCUUAUUGAAAAAUGAAUAUGGUGCAAACAAUGGGAAGGGUCUUGUAAAAUUUGCAACAAGAGAGGAUGCAAGCGAAGGCCUUAAGAGGGAUAGGAGAUACAUUGGGUCAAGGUAUGUCGAGGUGUCAAUGACAACAGUAGUCGAUUGGCAUCGGGCUACUGCUAGAGUACCAAUGGUUGUCAACAGGGAAGGCAACUUUGAAAGGGAUAGAUCACCAAUUCGCAGUCAGAGGAAUCUACAACAUCAUGCAAGAUCCCAAUCACCUUUGGCCGAGAGAUCCAUUGCUCCUUCUGACGAGUACUGCGUUUUGCUCGACAAUCUAUCCUAUGCAGUGGGAAAAGGAGACAUAAAAAAGCUUUUUCAUCAUUCAAAGCUUGAGGAUGACCAGAUCCUGCAGUUGAUUGGCAAAGAUGGGAGAAGAACCAGAUCUGCAUUUGUCCUUUUCAAAAAUCAACGUGACUAUUGUGAUGCUUUAACUCAUGAAAAAAGACCAUUUUUCAAUCGAAUGGUUUGUACCCGCCCAAUCUCUAGAGAGAGCAUGAUCACCCUUCUGGAGUCUCACUGCAUGGAUGCUCGACCUCCUGGAAAAUCUGAACGGUUUCAGGAGACGCCUCCAUCUUACCCCAGUGAUCCUUAUGACACUGAGAAAGUGUGUCUGUUUCUGCGGAACCUGCCAUUUGAUGUAAGGAAAGUUGAGAUCAUGGACUUCUUCCUUGGGUUUAAUAUCACUGAGGACAAGGUGUUCUUGCUGCUUGACCAUAAAGGUGCUGGGGUGGGGAAGGCUUUGGUUCUCUUCCGGUCUGAGGCAGAGGCUAUGAGAGCACUCUCUCUCAAUGGACGACGGUUUCUUGGGUCAGAAGUGAUUCUAAAAUGCAUUUCACGUUCUCAAAUGCGACAGUUAGGUGUUGAGCCACCAAUGUUGCAAGAGCCACUUCCCCAAGAGGAGCAGUACUCAGGCAGGAGCAGUGAGGCAUCCUAUCGCCCUGGUGACGGUGACGGUGACAAUGACUACUCUGACCUUAGGAUGGCUCAUGAUGGUAAUAUAUCAGAUACUAAUGUACAGGCUAAAGUUCACAGAGGCUGUGAUUAUGAGCCUUAUGAAGUGGGCUCUUGUGCUCCUCAUGACAGGGAUAAUGGUGUUCGUAGCGACUUUGGCACCUCGUUGCAGCAUUUUGGUGGUCCCACCUGUGUAAAGUUAGUCAACUUACCAUUCCAAAUCAGAAGUGAAGAAAUCUAUGACUUUUGCUAUGGAUAUCGCAUUAUCCCUGGAUCUGUCUCACUACAGUAUGACCAGAGUGGAAAACCUAAAGGCUCUGCGACUGUAGUAUUUGAGUCUCGUCAGGAGGCCUUAACAGCAGUGGAGGAGCUGAGUGGAAGGCCAAUAGGUCCAAGAAAAAUAAAGCUACUGUUUGUUUGAAAACGACAUUGUUUUCAUGCCACUAACAUGCCCCAGCAGCAUGGUUUGGACAUAUACACAAUGUUGGUUUAAACAAACUUAAUUUAAGGGAAGCAUUUCCCUUUUCUUCCUCUUUUUGAUUUGAUGUGGCAUGGGUUUAUUGUACACAGUGAAUUUUGUUUUUAUUUGUAUUUGUUGUAUUGUGAUAAGGCAACAUAGUUAGACUAAAUAUGGGUUUUGUAUAUAAUACUCAUCUUAAAGUGAAAUACUUGGUUUGAUUUUCUCAUUGAAAUAUUUUUUUUUAUUCAUGUUUUAAAACUGUUAUUUCACUUUACUAUUUGUGGUUAUACAAAGUGUAUUUUUUAUAAAAACAUCUUAAAACUAAUUCUUAGUUUUUCUUCACAAAUCUGUCACCUACAGUGCAAACAAAUUUAGCUUGCUGACAUAAACCUGUAAAUAAAGGGUUGUCUGUGUUCAUGAUUGAGUGUUUAGUUGGGAUAUACAGUAUUUGCCUUUCAUAAAAAAUCCAUCAGUUUAAGAGAGAAACUUUAAAAAACAAUAAGGAAACGAAUAGUGACCUCUGAGAAUGUAUGAUGUGUAUUUUAGAUAUUACCGCUUCCUCUGAUAUAAAAAUUGUUCAACACAGCAACAGGUGUAGCAUUCUAUUGGAUUACUUAUGAGAUAGAGUUUGACAGUGAAAACUACAGUGAUGCCAGAACAUACAUAAUUAUGCCUUGUCUUUGGGUGUAGAGCAGAGAUUUUUAUUUAAAAUCAUAAACCUAACAAAAUUUAACAUAUAGUGACACUUAAAAGUAUGGUAGAUUUAUUUGCAUGAAAUUAUUCAGUUUAUUAGUUAAUGGUUCAACAUUUGAUUUUUAAAUUGAACAUUUUAGCAGCCCAUGAAAGAUAUUAGUGCUUGGAUUUAAGUAGAACGAGGGUCAUAAAUUAACCCCAGGGCAAGGACCUCAGGAUCCAUUGAAGACCUAUAUGUGUCAUAAUUGCAACAAACUCUUGUUGGUGAAUGCGGGGGCGAAUUUUAACAAAAUUUCUUCUCAAAAAAAGCGAAUGCAGCUCGAUAGCAUUUCUGAUUUCCACGACGUCACUAGGGCACGUUGAAAAAAGUAUUGAUGUAUAAGUCAGCCACAUUAUUUAC
This is a messenger RNA of Xiphias gladius (swordfish), 4126 nucleotides long. RefSeq names its product RNA binding motif protein 12Bb (gene rbm12bb). Gene Ontology annotation, biological process: regulation of RNA splicing. NCBI's taxonomy places the organism in Eukaryota, Metazoa, Chordata, Actinopteri, Istiophoriformes, Xiphiidae. The transcript is spliced from 3 exons. Gene Ontology annotation, cellular component: nucleoplasm; ribonucleoprotein complex. Gene Ontology annotation, molecular function: RNA binding. Bases 1072 to 2994 code for a protein of 640 amino acids. The record is from RefSeq and is a predicted model, not a curated record.